Messenger RNA from Benincasa hispida (wax gourd), 2278 nucleotides. RefSeq names its product cytokinin oxidase 5 (gene CKX5). Lineage: Eukaryota; Viridiplantae; Streptophyta; Magnoliopsida; Cucurbitales; Cucurbitaceae. Gene Ontology annotation, biological process: cytokinin metabolic process. Gene Ontology annotation, molecular function: FAD binding; cytokinin dehydrogenase activity. The record is from RefSeq and is a predicted model, not a curated record.
UUAGUCUUAGGUUACACUUCAACAAACACAGACACUCCCAUUUCUCUGCAAAUUUCAACAUUUCAUUUAAGGGAAAAAAAAACUCUUUUUUAUUUUCCUUUGUUCCCUUCCCAUGCAACACGGCCACGCCGCCACCACCACCGCCGUCCGAUUACCGCCGCCCCUUGAAAAUUUUCAAUAAUAAUUCAACAAUGAUGACACUAAGCUUCUUGGCCUUUGCCUUUUGCCGUUGAUAGCAACCGUCGGACUCAACAUGGGUCCAGCGGGGGAGCUUCCGCGUUCGGUAUCGAGGGCCAUCUCACCGUCGAUCCUCCGAUAUCGAAACGCUUCGAUCGAUUUUGGGCUCAUGACCCGAAACCCACCUCUCGCCGUCUUGCCAGCCUCCGCCGAUGACGUCGCCAAAUUAAUCCGAACGGCGGCAGAGACGGCGGAGUAUGGUGGGUUUACGGGUCGGCGAAGAGGGCACGGCUUCACGAUAAAUGGGCAGGCGCAGACGGGGAAUGGGGUGGUGAUUGAGAUGAGUGGCGGCGGAAGGGGUGUUUCGCCGCCGUCGCCAGUGGUGUCGGAGAAAGAUAGAUUUGUUGAUGUGUGGGGCGGAGAGCUGUGGAUUGAUUUGUUGAAAUGGACGUUGGAAUAUGGGUUGGCGCCGAGAUCGUGGACGGAUUAUUUGUAUUUGUCGGUCGGUGGGACGCUGUCGAACGGCGGAAUCAGCGGCCAAGCUUUCAACCAUGGCCCUCAGAUCAGCAAUGUCCAUGAACUCGACGUCGUCACAGGAAAUGGGGAGAUAGUGAAAUGUUCAAAUGAAGAAAACCCAGAUCUAUUCCACGGAGUUCUUGGUGGAUUAGGACAAUUUGGGAUCAUUACACGAGCUAGAAUUCUUCUCGAACCAGCUCCUCAAAGGGUUCGAUGGAUUCGAGUAUUGUACUCAAAUUUUGAAGCAUUUACGAAGGAUCAAGAAUGGCUAAUUUCUUUACACUCAAAAACAAAUAAUGAGAAAUUUGAUUACGUGGAAGGCUUUGUAAUCGUGGAUGAAGGUUUAAUCAACAACUGGAGAUCCUCCUUCUUCUCACCGGCUAAUCCGGUCAAAAUAUCUUCCUUUAAUAAUAACAACUCCGAUGGAGGAGUUUUAUACUGCUUGGAGAUCACCAAAAACUACCAUGAAUCCUCAUCUCACACCGUUCAUCAGGAAGUGGAGUCAUUGAUGAAGAACUUGAAUUACAUACCCGAGUCGGUUUUCACAACGGACCUGGGUUACGUGGACUUUCUGGACCGGGUUCACAAGGCCGAGUUAAAGCUCCGGUCGAAGGGCCUGUGGGAUGUCCCACAUCCAUGGCUGAACCUCUUCGUCCCAAAGUCAAGAAUCGCCGAUUUUGACCGAGGAGUUUUCAAGGGUAUUUUGGGAAAUAACACCAGUGGGCCCAUCCUCAUCUACCCCAUGAACAAACACAAAUGGGACCCGAGGACCUCCGCCGUGACCCCAGAGGAUGAUGUGUUCUAUCUCGUGGCAUUGCUACGUUCGGCAUUGGACAAUGGGGAGCCAACGCAGUCGUUGGAGUAUUUGAGCCAUCAGAAUCAUCAGAUCUUGGCAUUCUGUUCCGAAAACGGGAUUGAAGUGAAACAGUACCUACCUCACUAUACGACGGAGGAGGAGUGGGUGGAGCAUUUCGGGGAUAAGUGGCCGGAGUUUCAAGCGAGGAAGAUGAAGUUCGAUCCUCACCACAUUCUAGCCACUGGGCAGAGGAUUUUCCCACCCUUCAAGCCGGUAAACACGGCGGUAUCCCGGUGAUUGACAAGCAAGAAUGGCAGCAGUAUGCACAUACAGUAAUGAAUGAGGAGAGGAAUAUUUUGUUGUAUAUAAUGAAGUAGAAAAGAGCAGAGAAUCAAAAUGUUCUUGAGAAGAGGGCUUUUCUUUUUUCUUUUUUCUUUUUACAGUGCAACACAGCUCAGAAUUGUUUUGCCGAGGACCAGAAAAGGACGGUGGAUUUUCAGCAACAUGGAGAUGGGGUCCUCCAUGAUCAAUGCUGCACAAAUAAUGUACUGCUGAGGCUGUUUUCCGAACGUCCAAUUGCUUUACCUCUGGCUUUUGAUCAUCGGCAGUUUGAUGAUGGGUUCAGUUUUAACUUCCAAGUCUAAACCUUUCAUAAUCUGCCAAUUUUCACUGUUCUACCUCUUUGUUACAUUUUUGUUGAUUCGAGUUAAAGUAUCGCAUUCCCUUAUCAGCUUAUGUAAUCAAAGAAUCCUAUUGUUUCAAAUUCUCUUCAAGCAAUAUCUUGGCUAA